AUGAAAACUUAUAAUCGUUAUAAAGUGUAUUCUAAAUGCCAAUGUGAUUAUUUUGAUUUAUCAUUAAUAUGUAAAUAUUGUGAUAUAAAUUGUAUUCGUUCAUAUACAAGAUGGAGUGAUGAAUAUUUAUUAUCUGAUAUAAUUGGUCUAUUUGAAUUUGGAACUUAUCGAUUUUUAGAAGAUUCUGAUAAUAAUAAUAUAUCUGAAGACAUAAAUGAAUUACAAUUAGAUGAUAUGAAACGUAUGAUCGAAAUUCAUGAACAAGAACUUAUCUAUGAACAAGUAGUACUUGAUAAAAAUAAAAUACUAGCUAAUUGGUUUACAAUACCAACAAAUGCAGAAAAAGUUAUUAAUGAUAAACAAAAAUUUUUAAAAAAAUACAAAGGAAAAAGAUUUUGGCAUCUACUUACAUUCUAUUAUUAUAAACCUAGUGGGGCAGAAAAAUCUGAAUGGUUUUUAGAAUUAUUUCAUGAUAAACUUUAUGAUAAACCAAAGAAGCAACAAACAAAUAGUUCAUAUUGGAAUAGAUAUAUUGGACAGAAAAUAGUUUUAAUCAAUAAAUUUUACACAAAGAUUGAUUGGAAUAAAAUGAUAAAUUUAUUAAAUGAUUCUUGUUUUGAAGUUGAACAUAAAUAUGGGGAGUUUGAACCUUUUUUAGCUAAAUAUAUUUGUUUAACAGCAACUAAACUACCUGAAGAAGCUUAUAAUUUCAGACAAUAUGGUGGAGAAGAUGAUAAUAAAAAAGAUUAUAACCAAUUCAAAUGUAGACUUGAUUAUAUAAUCAGAUUUGAUGAAAAAUGGAAUGAUGAUCAGAAAAAAAAAACUACACAAAUUAUAUUCGAAAAAGAAGAUGAGGAUAAAUUUAGAAAUAUGUUAUGGGAUGUUAAAUAUCGUAAUGGAGAAAAUUCUAUUGAAGAAAUUAUAGAAAAAUUUAAAAAAAUUAAUAUGAGAAUUGAGAGAGAAGAAAUUAUUAUUGAAAUUGAAGACAUUUUUAUUGAAUCCAUUAAACGUCUUGAAAAAAUUAUCAAAGAAAAGGAUAUUAUUAUACAAGAUACUGUUAACCAAUAUAAAAAAAUUAGUCAAAAUACUAUUAGUUAUAAUAGAUUUAGUGAAUAUAAUUCUAAUGAUAGUGGUUAUAAUAGUUAUGAUGAAUAUGAAGAAUUAAUGCGAGAUAUUCAUAAAGUUACUAGUGAAGAUA
Racocetra persica is the source of this 1198-nucleotide messenger RNA. The record is from the annotation of a GenBank genome assembly. NCBI's taxonomy places the organism in Eukaryota, Fungi, Glomeromycota, Glomeromycetes, Diversisporales, Gigasporaceae.